Cydia amplana is the source of this 5124-nucleotide messenger RNA. RefSeq lists its product as uncharacterized. The record is from RefSeq and is a predicted model, not a curated record. The coding region runs from base 144 to 5084 and encodes 1646 amino acids. The transcript is spliced from 7 exons. Lineage: Eukaryota; Metazoa; Arthropoda; Insecta; Lepidoptera; Tortricidae.
CAGACACUGACAUUUCAUGUAUACAUGCGAAUGUUUCGAGACAGGAAUAAAGCGGCCCAGUCUACAAAUCGGUCAGACUCUCACUGAUUUUAGAUUUGUUCGGACGUGCCAAUUUCACCUGUAAGUUAGCAACCACCGUAGUAAUGAACAGCAAGAAAAAGAAUAAAAACCGCCAAAAUAAACCACCUAAUCCAAUCCCCCCGCAGAAACAAGAGUUGAGUGAACCCUUGAGUCCUUCAGAAGUGACAAAUACUGAAAUUGAGAGUGUUGUUGAAGAACGUGUGCCUAAUAUCGUAAGUGAAAAUUCUGAAGUAAAAGAAACUGACGAGACUCCUAAGAAGCCUAAGCGAAACAGAGGUAAAAAGAAAAUAGAUGAUGACAAGAAUGUUAAAGAAGGCGAAGUUAAGAGUGAAGAGCUUGCCGGAGAAACUGAAAUACAACCGCUUAAAGAGUCAUUAGACGAAUCCAAUAUAGCCCCAACUGCGCGUAAAAAUAAAAAUAAAAAUAAAAAGGGUCAGGGAUCCACCCAAGGAGAAAAAGUAGAAGAAAUUAAAGUUGAUAAGGAUGCUCAAAUUAGUGAGAGUACUGGUCAGACGAAGAGUCAAGAACAACUGUUAAUUGGAAAGGACGAACCAGAACAAGAAAUUAAGUCAGCGAAGAAAAAGAAUAAAAAGAAGAAAAACCGCAAUGACUCUGAAAGAUCUGACAAAGCAGAAGACGUUACUUGUACGUCUGCAUUCCAGAAGUUACUGUCUGAAAGUGCAAAAGUUGAAGCUACCGCAGUACCUCCUACAGACGACAGCAGUGUUUCAGAAGCUACGCUCAAGGAAGUAGAAAUAUCACCACAGGCUUUUAUACCGUUUGAUAGUAUUUUAAAAGAAACACCGCAAAAAGAUGAAGGUAACAAAAACAAGAAAAUGAAUAAAAAAGAUAAAAAACCACAGACAGUAGUAAUCACACCAGAGGAUAUAAAGUCUCAUGAAAUCGCAUCAGCCGAAAAUGUUGACAUUUCAAGUAAUGUCUCUGAAAUUAUUACUGAACUAAAUGUAAAAGAAACCCCAGAAAAUCAAGAAAGUGACGAAAAAAUGCCCUCUUGUUCUACAGCGGGUGAAAUAAGUUUGAAAAAUAAAGCAAAAAUUGCAAAACCGGUGGGAAAAAAGAAGCAAGAAAAAGGUAAUGAGAUUAUUGAAAAAGUCGUAGUUGAAGAAGCGAAAGUUACUCAAAAGGAACCUAAAGAAGAAACUAAAAUAACCGAUGUCUUACCGACAGAAGAUUUAGAUGAUGUAAUACUUGUGCCGCUAACGGAUAUCGCACCAGAUUGGCAAGAAGAAGUGAAAAGAGAAGAAGGCAAUGGACCAGUCAUCGGCUGUGAAGAUAAAAAUGACACAAUAGAUCUUGAACAAUUAUGUCUAAACCACGAGAAUAAUACAAACAGGAUAAGCUCUCCAAACCCUUCAAGAAGAACGGAAACAAUACGAUCUUCUGAUGUUACAUCUGAAUCCGAAAUAUGUAGCACCUCUACAGAAACGGCAGUACAACAACCUGCCGUGAAUUCCGACUUAAAAGUGGAUAAUACUCCAGAAGAAAAGGUGAUCUCUCAAGAAAAUAAAUCGAAAAACCUUGAAGUCAAGGAUGGAAAUAAAAAAAAGGAUAAAAGAAAGAAAUCUCCUAGACCUACAACCCAUAUUGAAAGGGCGUCAAAAAUAGGUAUCCCGACUGCGAUGCCUAAAUCUGAUGAAGUUUUGGUGAAUAUAAGUAGUAAAAUGCCCGAACAGACAGACGUUUUAUUUGAAGAGAAACAGGAUGAUAGCCAUUCCGAACCUAAGGUGCCACCAUUAGAAUCUGGAAAGAUAAAGGUUUCUGGUAACGAUAAAAAGAAAUCUAGUAAAGAACAGAAAGCAACGAGUUCUGCAAUAAAGGAAGAUAUUGUACAAUCUGAAUUAACUCUAGUCGGCGGGCUUAUGUUACCAGCAGCAACGGGCCUUGACAUAGUUAGAAUAGAAACUGAAGACUUGCCCGAAAUGCAUUCAGACGUCCAAGAUGAGAAAAAGGAGACUGAGAAAGAUGAAAUGGAACGCGUUCAAACUCCUGAUAACCUAAAGCAUCAGAGAAGAAAGAAGUCACCAAAACCUAUUGACCUUAGCAUUGCGUCGGGCUCUAAAACCUCUCAAAAAUCAAAGCAAAAUACUUUGAACAUUGAUGAUAUCAUAAUUAUUCAAGCAGAGGUUGUAAGUGAAGAAAUGGCCCAAAAAGGUGACUCAUUUGUUGCAAGUGAAGAAAGUACCAAUAAAAAGGACACUAUUAAAUCAGAUGUUAAACAUGGAUGUGAAAAGUCUAAAAAGAGGAAAAAAUCUCCUAAACCUCUUCAACAGGGUUUUACUCAAGAAAUGAAAUGUACUACUGAAAAAGAUUCCGUUUUAGAAACUCAGGGAGUAGUAAAAAUGCCCGUAACUCCUAUGCCACAAGAUAUGAACUUAUUACCUGAAACUGUUGCUGUCGAGCUAGAGACACCAAAAAGCGAUUCAUUGCCUUCACCUAAUGAAGUCACACCUGACUUUAUAGAACAUCCAAGAUGCUCAAGUGAGCAACUUGACAGUAACAACAAUAUGGUAAUUCAAGAAAUUCAAAAUCCAGAUGGGAAUUUGAGUGUACCUGUAAUAGUGCCCGAAACUCCGUUUAUACAAAGUACUAAUAUCAACAGUCCAGAACUGGUACCAAGUGGAAUUAGACUGAUAGGUAUGGAACCUGACAAUAAACGCCUUGAAGAAAAAACUGACCUUAAAUCCAAAGUCAUGGAAGUAAAUCAAGAUAUGGAGGAAUUAAGAAUGUCUAUUGAAAGGUCAUUAGCGGAAUUGACAUCAUUAGAAAAAAGUGAUAAAGAUGUUGAAAAAAAUAUGGAGAAACAAAAUAAACAAAACGAUGAAAAGACUAAAAGUUUUGAUCUCAAACAAGAAAUACUUCAAGUAGGAAAUCGGCCUGCUUCUGACCCAAUUUUAGACACGCUUGCGGUAAACAAAGAAGAUUGUAAGCAUGCCGAAGCAGAAGUAACCACACGUAAAGAACCUGUUUGUCCUGCUAGGAAGGAUCACAAAGGAAAAGGAAAAUCUAAGAAAGGUAAACAAGAAUCGAUGAUACAAAGCACAUCACUACAGUCACCCACGAAUACGACAAGUACUGAAAAGUCUUCACAGCCUGAAAACAAAAACGAAGAAGCUAAUAAAUCAGAACAGUCAUCUAGUAAGGCACAAGAAAAAGAAAAGCAACAGGCCAGUGGAACCAAAGGUAACAAGGAUGACGAUUUAAUGGCGAGUGAAAAUAUUGGGGAAAAUAAUCAAACUGAAUUCCAUCCUAUUGAAAAUUUUGAAGAUGCCAUGACAUCCAGUGUCAGUGUUGACGAUGUAAAUAAAACGUUUGAAAUUAUUGCCAGCGAAGCGAAUUCCAGAUUGAAUGAAACUCAAAAUAACCCAGAGAUCAAUGUCACAGCGCCACAAGAAGAUGAUAAAAAUAGUAGACAAGAAAAACAAAAUCCUAUUUCGCCGCCAAAAAACUUGUUAGGCCACCCCGACAUUCCUGUGCCAUCGAGUAGAACAGACUAUAAAAAAGAAAAGAAUAAAACACCAAAUUGCAGACAAGCUAAAGUUAAAAUAAAAGACGCGAAUCAAGUAGAAAUAGAAAUUCCCGAAAAAUCUAAAGAGUUUCAGGCGGAGACUAAAAGCAAACCCUUGAACUUUAAAAAACCCGAUGAAUCAAUAUGUGUUACUAAUCAAAAUGAAGAUUACAUUUAUAAGUACAGUUUUCGAAAAGUGUUUCUGCAAUGCGCUUGUCACGUCUGUAAAAAGGAUUUGAAAGCGACUAGAGUCCCUUGUAGCUAUUGCAAUUUAAUUUUCUACUGCAGCCAGAAACAUAAAGACGAAGAUUACUCUCAGCACCAAGCAUUGUGCUUUGCCGUUUCAACAAUAGUUCAUUUGAAAGAUCAAAAGUUUAUCUACGCCGACUCGCGCAAUGUGACUGGUCACAACUACCGUCUCCUGCGCAUGCAGAUGAUCGUGUCCAGCGAGAAGGUGCUUAAGCGCAAACUGGUACCGUGGGAGCAGGAAGCUCUGUUGUACCCCCGGAUGUGUGCUCUCCCUAGCUGCAGGGAGUGGAGACAAGGAAAACUGAUGGAUUGUGAGGGGUGCGGGCAGAUAUCGUAUUGCUCGGAAGAUCCAGACCACCUCCCAAAGGGCCACUCCCGUUGGUGCAAGUCCUAUAACCUGUAUCGUGGUCUGGUAAAGCACCAGCAAACGAAAGGCCGCCUGGAACCAAAACUGCCUACACGUGUGCUGGAGCUGAGUCCUCUGCCGGAGAACAUCAAUGAAGUGUUGGCAGCGAUGUAUGAACAGAAGAUUGACAUGAGCGACAUAGAGUAUGCAGCGCUGACGCAGCUCGCGACCGCGCCACUCACCGCACUCUUUUGUCUGCGGCACAGACCUAACGCCGCUACUGGAAUCACUAAGAAAACUUUGACUCUCCACGUUGUGGGUGCUGAGCUUCAAUUCGAAGCCGACGUGCUUAACAAAUGGGAAGUAUUCCUACUACACCUCCUGCCUAACGUCGAGGAAAUUAAGGUUGUGCUGGUGGGCCCGGACCUUAAUCCUUCCAACUUACCACUGAAUCUGCUUGGGAAGAUCAGAUACUGCGAAAACUGCCAAAGAAAUAAACGCCGAGUACUAUUCGGCUUCCAGGACAAACGUACUUACCACGAGUUCUGGGCGAGCGAGGAUUUCACAGCGCCUGACUUGGUCUGCGCCUUCAACCCAAGCAUCCAGCGUUCUUCCGCAUACAACGGGAAGGAUACCUGGCCUGCCACCAUCAAUUGCAUCCUUAAGCUCAAAUCUCCUUUAGCUAUCACCUCCUACACCCUCUCAGAGUUGACCAGCGACCUCCUCAGGAUCCAGGAGUGCGCUACAGUGCGUUACAAUGUUCUAUGCGCACCAAGAAAUAAUUGUUUUGCUAGCGUACGCCCAGAUAGGAACUUCAUCUCAGAUGAUGAAGCUCCUCUGUUGUUUAAGAAUCAUUGUGUUACCGUUGUAUGUGGUGUUUAGUGUGUUUUAAAAUUUUAAUCAAUAAAGUUGUUUAUGAUUU